Messenger RNA from Labeo rohita (rohu), 3507 nucleotides. Its product is annotated as dual specificity phosphatase 29-like. Gene Ontology annotation, biological process: negative regulation of MAPK cascade; protein dephosphorylation. The transcript is spliced from 2 exons. NCBI's taxonomy places the organism in Eukaryota, Metazoa, Chordata, Actinopteri, Cypriniformes, Cyprinidae. Gene Ontology annotation, molecular function: MAP kinase phosphatase activity; protein tyrosine/serine/threonine phosphatase activity. Gene Ontology annotation, cellular component: cytoplasm. The record is from RefSeq and is a predicted model, not a curated record.
ACAGUUUUUUUAUAUGCUUUAGAGACAGAUAAGUUGAGAGUGACUCUUGAAGGACAAGCAUCACAUCCUCUUGUGCCUCUGAUUCAAGAAUUUAUCUUCCAAAAUCUGGCAGUAAGUUUUGGGAGUUCAUGUUUAGUCUCUUAUCCUGAAAAGUCUGACUUGCAGAGAUGGAUCUGGUUGCUUUGUUUGAAUGUGAAUGGGAUCUGGUUGAUUUGGUGGGACUGUGUUCCUAAGCCAGAUCCUGAGGAGGAUCUGGAUGAUUCAGUGGUCAAUUGUGCAUCCUGUGCAUCCAAUUGUGCAUCCUGGGUUCAAGCAUUCCUGAGAGGACCUGUUUUUUUCUACUGAACGUGAAUGGGAUCUGGUUGACUUGGUGGAACUGUAUGCCUCGGGUCCAGGUGUUCCUGAGCAGCACCCUGAGGAGGAUUUGGAUGAUCUUCCUGAACAUGAAUGGGAUGCGGAAUGGGAUGUGACAAAAGUCCCUGAGCCUGAACCUGAAGAGGAUCUGGUUGAUUCAGUGGAAUUGUGCGUCCCUGAUCCAAGUGCUUCUGAGCCACGACCUGAAUGGGAUCUGGGAUCUGGUUGCUCCGGAGGAACUGUGUGCACCUGAGCCAGUGGCGCCUGAGGUUUCAAGGUUGGAAAACUACAUCUCUCGAAAUGUGUUCCAACUGGAGGAUCGUUUGAAGAGAUGUACACUGCACAAGCAAAGACAUGUCAGUAACAUCUGUCCCAAGGUGUUCAUUGAAGAUGAGUAAGUCUGCAACACAACUGUAUUUUUCUCCUUGUUCUGUCAUUUAUUCUACAUGGUUCACUCUCUUUAAUGAAAGACUAACCCAGGCUGUUGUGUUCUUGUGCAGAACAGUCUAACUGACCCGAGAUCAACUGAAGGAGAUGUGCAUCACUCAUAUCCUUAACGCUGCAGUGCCCAAGAAGGGCCUGAAGUACUUCUUGGGAAUGUCUUUUGCUGAAGACAUGGAAGGAACAAUCAAUACAGGGUGCAGAUAUUACAGAGGCAUGCACAUCAAUUAUUGCGGCAUGCCUACAAUGGACAGACACUGUUCUGACAUCAGCAUAUACUUCAUGCGAGCUGCAAAAUUCAUUGACAAGGCCCUGCAACAGCAAGUGCUGAUUUGAUGCAAGCAGGGUGACGACCACUCAGUGACUCUGUUUCUGGCGUAUCUGAUGAUCUGUCAUGACAUGAUGGUGGAGGAAGCCAUUGAUGAUGCCAUAAAGUACAGAUGGAUCAGGCCCUCCAGAGACUUCUUGAAGAAGCUGAUGCUCCUCAACAUUGACCUUGUACAGCAGUGAAUACUGAAGCUACAGGAGUUAAAAAAGGCAAAAAGAGGAGAAAUGGCAGCUGAAAAGAAAAUAGAGCAAAGAUAUGAAAAAAUGUGCACAAAUAGCAUACACAAUAAUCUGUAGAAAUAGGGGAGUGUAGAGAAGUGCAUGGAUAGAAACAAAAUAAAAACAGAUAGAUAGAUAGAUAGAUAGAUAGAUAGAUAGAUAGAUAGAUAGAUAGAUAGAUAGAUAGAUAGAUAGAUAUAGAUAAAAAAUGUGAGCAAAAUGAAAAAAUAUUUUUUAUAUAUAUUUAUUUAUUAGAGUGUGGGUAAAUAAGUGCACAGAUUUUUAAAAAAAAAAAAAAAUUAAAAAAAAAAUAAAUAAGGUAAAAUAGCACAGAUAAAUUAUAUAUAAAUGGAUAUAAAGAUGCAAGAAAAAUAAAAGAAAUGAAAAAAUUAUAUGUAUUUAUUUAUUAGAGUGUAGAUGAAUGUGCAAAGAUAAGAACAAAACAGAGCACAGAUUUAAAAAAAAAAGGAACAGAUAAACAAGUUAAAAUGGCACCAAUUAAAAAAUAUAGAGAUAUAAAAUGCGAGCAAAGUGUAGAUAAGUGCAAGGAUAGAAACAAAAUAGGAGCACAGAUUAAAAAACUAACAGAUAAAGUUAAUAUAGCACAGAUAAAAAAUAUAUAUAUAGAUAUAAAAAUGCAAGCAAAAUAAUAAAAAAAUAUAUAUAUAUCAAAUAUAUAUAAAAUAUAUAUAUCAUAUAUAUAUAUAUACACAGUGGGUAUGGAAAGUAUUCAGACCCCCUUAAAUUUUUCACUCUUUGUUAUAUUGCAGCCAUUUGCUAAAAUCAUUUAAGUUCUUUUUUUUUUUCGUCAUUAAUGUACACACGGCACCCCAUAUUGACAGAAAAACACAGAAUUGUUGACAUUUUUGCAGAUUUAUUAUAAAAGAAAAACUGAAAUAUCACAUGGUCCUAAGUAUUCAGACCCUUUGCUGUGACACUCAUAUAUUUAACUCAGGUGCUGUCCAUUUCUUCUGAUCAUCCUUGAGAUGGUUCUACACCUUCAUUUGAGUCCAGCUGUGUUUGAUUAUACUGAUUGGACUUGAUUAGGAAAGCCACACACCUGUCUGUAUAAGACCUUACAGCUCACAGUGCAUGUCAGAGCAAAUGAGAAUCAUGAGGUCAAAGGAACUGCCUGAAGAGCUCAGAGACAGAAUUGUGGCAAGGCACAGAUCUGGCCAAGGUUACAAAAAAUUUUCUGCUGCACUUAAGGUUCCUAAGAGCACAGUGGCCUCCAUAAUCCUUAAAUGGAAGACGUUUGGGACAACCAGAACCCUUCCUAGAGCUGGCCGUCCGGCCAAACUGAGCUAUCUGGGGAGAAGAGCCUUGGUGAGAGAUGUAAAGAAGAACCCAAAGAUCACUGUGGCUGAGCUCCAGAGAUGGGAGAAAGUUGUAGAAAGUCAACCAUCACUGCAGCCCUCCACCAGUCAGGGCUUUAUGGCAGAGUGGCCUGACGGAAGCCUCUCCUCAGUGCAAGACACAUGGAGUUUGCUAAAAAACACCUGAAGGACUCCAAGAUGGUGAGAAAUAAGAUUCUCUGGUCUGAUGAGACCAAGAUGGAACAUUUUGGCCUUAAUUCUAAGCGGUAUGUGUGGAGAAAACCAGGCACUGCUCAUCACCUGUCCAAUACAGUCCCAACAGUGAAGCAUGGUGGUGGCAGCAUCAUGCUGUGGGGGUGUUUUUCAGCUGCAGGGACAGGAUGACUGGUUGCAAUCGAGGGAAAGAUGAAUGCGGCCAAGUACAGGGAUAUCCUGGACAAAAACCUUCUCCAGAGUGCUCAGUGCCCGGUUGCAUAAAGAACCUUAAGUUUUUCCCUUUAAGUAUGAAACUUAAGGCAUUAUUUCCCCUUACCUAAGGGGAUGAUUUAAGGGUGUUGCAUAUAAUCCCUUAAACACUUCCCUUACUAAAGGGAAACAGUUAAGUGUUUUACGACAGCGAUUCAAGGUUUGCCGUUAAAAAAAUCUAUUGUUGCUAUGGACACGUUAUUUUGUAAUGCAGAUAGUGGUGUAAGUUUUCACAGAAAACAGUAUAACACGGAUAAGGAGAACAGAAUAUAAACCAAAUAUAAACGAGAAGGACCAAGCGAGACGGAAACUCAAACUGAUAAUUCACUCAAAACGAAAAAUUCUGAAAAAUCAUUUUAUUGAGUUUCCGAGGCGAUGUGAACAU